AUGGCCUCAAGACCCACCGUUACCGUCCAAUCCGUCUCCGGAGAGGCCUCAACCUCCCUUCCCCUUCCUGCCGUCCUCACGGCUCCCAUCAGGCUUGAUGUAGUCGCCCAGGUUCACAAGAGCAUGGCCAAGAACAGGCGUCAGGCUUACGCUGUCAGCGAGAAGGCCGGCCACCAGACUUCCGCUGAAUCCUGGGGUACUGGUCGCGCUGUUGCACGUAUUCCUCGUGUCGGUGGUGGUGGUACCCACCGUUCUGGCCAGGCUGCCUUCGGAAACAUGUGCCGUGGCGGUCGCAUGUUCGCCCCCACCAAGACUUGGCGCAAAUGGCACGUCAAGGUCAACCAAAACCAGCGCCGCUUCGCCACCGUCUCCGCACUCGCAGCUUCCGCGCUCCCAUCCCUUGUUCUCGCCCGCGGUCACCGUAUCGAGCAAAUCGCCGAAGUUCCUCUUGUCGUUGAUAACGCAGCUGAGUCCUUCAAGAAAACCAAGGAGGCUAUAACUCUCCUCAAGGCCCUGAAUGCAUACACGGAUGUCACCAAGGUCUCCAACUCGCGCAAACUCCGCGCAGGAAAGGGCAAGAUGCGCAACCGCCGCUACCGUCAACGUCGUGGCCCUCUUGUCGUUUUCAAGGACGAUAACGGCAUCGUCCAGGCCUUCCGUAACUUGCCUGGUGUCGAACUUGUCAACGUCCAAAGGUUGAACCUUCUCCAACUCGCUCCUGGUGGACACAUUGGCCGCUUCGUCAUCUGGACAGAGGGCGCCUUCAGCCUCCUUGAUGAGGUGUUCGGCACCUUCGACAAAGCCUCCUCGUACAAGAAGGACUACCUCCUUCCCACCGCUAAGAUCUCUAACCCCGACGUUACUCGUCUCAUCAACAGCACUGAGAUUCAAUCUGUUGUUCGCCCUGCAGGCCCACGGGUACAGAAGCGCCCAUGGACGCAGAAGAAGAACCCUCUCGUCAACAAGGGUGUUCUCUUCCGCAUGAACCCUUACGCCAAGACCCUCCGCAGACAAGAGUUGCUCAAGCAGGAGCGUGUCAAGGCACAAAAAGACAAGAAAGGAAAGAAGGCCAAGGGCUCCUCUGCUGGAGAGGCUUUCCUCAACACGUUGUUCGCUCCUUGA
Molecule: messenger RNA, 1122 nt
Organism: Suillus discolor
Lineage: Eukaryota; Fungi; Basidiomycota; Agaricomycetes; Boletales; Suillaceae
Product: ribosomal protein L4 domain-containing protein
Exons: 6
Coding region: 1-1122 (373 amino acids)
Biological process (GO): translation
Cellular component (GO): cytosolic large ribosomal subunit; ribosome
Molecular function (GO): RNA binding; structural constituent of ribosome
Source: RefSeq, a predicted model, not a curated record